UUUACCUAAUAUUGAAUGUCAACAGCUGCACCUCUACAGUCUCAUUCCAAAAGAGAGGAACAGGGAAGAGACAAGGAUGGAAAAGGUUCUUCUGAUCAUCAUCGCUCUUUCAGGGCUGAGCGCUGUCUCCUCACAUGCUGAACGUCAGUACCAUUUUGUUUCUGAAGCAAAGACCAUGUCUGAAGCACAGAGAUACUGCAGAGAGAAACACACAGACCUGGCCACUGUAGACAGCAUGGAGGUUGUGGAGCUCCUGAACAACAUGGCAGGCCAAUACAACCAAUCAGCCUGGAUAGGGCUGCACGAUGACCGGGACACCUGGAGGUGGUCGAUGUCAGACCCCAGCUUCUACGGACCGGGGGAGACGGAGUUCAGAGGAUGGGCGUCUGGAGAACCAGGCACCUUUCACGAUGAACAAUGCACAACUUUUUAUUCUGGUGGAGCAUGGCAUGAUUAUCCUUGUAAUACCCACUUCUGGGUGGUCUGCUUUGAUGUCACAGGGCCGGAUGCAACAUUUGUCCUCAUCAACAGCGCAAUGACAUGGACUGAGGCCCAGAGCUCCUGCAGAGAACACCACACAGACCUGGCCAGUGUGAGAAACCAGGCGGAGAGCCAGCUGAUUGUUGGGCUGGUAUCUGGAGCUGGAUAUAAUGCCUGGAUCGGCCUUUACAGAGACUCCUGGAAGUGGUCCGAUGGAAGUAACUCCUCCUUCAAGUACUGGGCAGAUAAUAAACCUAACUACAGAGCUUCAAAGGUUUGUGUGGCUGCAGCUUUCGACAACUCUGGAAAAUGGGAGGACUUGGACUGUGGAGUGAAGAAACCAUUCAUUUGCUUCGGACCUGUGCCUGUUGUGCCUGUUACGACUCCUGAGACUAGUGUGUCUGUUGUGCCUGUUACGACUCCUGAGACUAGUGUGCCUGUUGUGCCUGUUACGACUCCUGAGACUAGUGUGCCUGUUGUGCCUGUUACGACUCCUGAGACUAGUGUGUCUGUUGUGCCUGUUGUGCCUGUUACGACUCCUGAGACUAGUGUGCCUGUUGUGCCUGUUACGACUCCUGAGACUAGUGUGUCUGUUGUGCCUGUUACGACUCCUGAGACUAGUGUGUCUGUUGUGCCUGUUACGACUCCUGAGACUAGUGUGCCUGUUGUGCCUGUUAUGACUCCUGAGACUAGUGUGUCUGUUGUGCCUGUUACGACUCCUGAGACUAGUGUGUCUGUUUGUGCCUGCUGUGCCUGUUACGACUCCUGA
Messenger RNA from Trematomus bernacchii (emerald rockcod), 1249 nucleotides. RefSeq names its product macrophage mannose receptor 1-like. The coding region runs from base 77 to 1249 and encodes 390 amino acids. The transcript is spliced from 6 exons. NCBI's taxonomy places the organism in Eukaryota, Metazoa, Chordata, Actinopteri, Perciformes, Nototheniidae. The record is from RefSeq and is a predicted model, not a curated record.